AAUAAGCAAAAUGGGAACCAAACUUAAAAUCGGAGCAUAUGAAAGCAGGACUGAAUGAAGACAGCGCCAUCUUCGGGAAGAGCGGAGCGGAGUCUUGUUUCCUCGCAGCUCUCUAUUGCCGUAUUGAAAAGGCAAAAAAUCAAUUUGAAACGCAACAAAUUUCUGGUCUGCCGAGGUGAACACGGUCAAAUGUUUCUUUUCCCUUUGUUUAUUUUUAUUUUUUUGGUUUAACUAACUCCAAACUUCUAUCAUCUCAAGUCCGGUCAAACCAGAGUAGAUUGGUCGCAACCCUUCAAGCCGCCGGCGCCGCCGUAUGUGGAGGAGGGUUCUUUUUGUGACUCUAUUCCAACCUUUUCGUAUGCCUACCCUUCUUUUUAUUUCUUAAAUACCCAAACGUUUUAGCCAAAAAGUAAAUUUCAUCCGAAUUCUUUUCUUUAAUUGUGGCAGAAGCUCUUGUUUGCUUAGAAAUUUCCAGAUCUUAGGGGUUUUAAUUUCUGGGUAUUCAUUUCUUGAGUAAAAGGGUCUAUCUUGGACGGCCAGAUCUCAAAUUCAAGAAUUUGAAUAUCUCAAGGAAAACCCAAGCUGGGUUUUCAAUCUUGAAUCCUGAAAAGCUCAAAGAUUUCAACUUUUUUUUGUGUGUGUGAUUGGGUGGAAAAAAAAUGGGAGAUGAUUCUAACGUAAGUGGAAAUUUAGAGGAUUCGUCAAGUAUGGUUGAGCUGACAGGGAAGAUAAUGGUGGCAGCAAUCAUUUGUCUGUUCUUCGUGCUGGUAUUUGUCUUCCUCCUCCACCUCUACGCCAAAUGGUUCUGGUACCGCCGCCCAGACAGCACUAGGAGGAGGCGGCGCUUUGAAUUCGUGCCGGGUCAUCAAGAACUCACCGCAACCUCUGCACUUCGCAGGGGUCUUGAUCCAUCUGCGCUGAAAACCAUACCUGUUGUUGAAUUCAGCACAAAGGACUUCAAAGAUGGCUUGGAAUGCGCAGUCUGCUUGUGUGAAGUCUCAGAUGGAGAAAAGGCCAGACUUUUGCCCAAAUGCAACCAUGGGUUUCAUGUGGAGUGCAUUGACAUGUGGUUCCAAUCCCAUUCCACUUGCCCGUUAUGCCGAAACCCAAUUCCCAAUCCUACCCCUGCAGAAUCCGCAUCGGACGAAAGUCUAGUUUCCAGCGAAACGCCUAAUUUCCCCACUAAUGUGUUGUUUUGGGGAGAUGAUACUCAAGUCAGUACUUUAGGGACUGGUUUGGAUGAACAGCCUCAACAAGGCCCUAUUUCUUCUUCUGCUCAAUCGUCCUGCCCCUCGUCGUCCUCAUUGACAGGGAACGCGAUGGAGGGCAUGUUGGUAAUUGACAUCCCUAGGCAUGCUGCUGAAGAUGAUCAAGAACAGAAAUCUCCCAUGACCACAAGAUUGAGGUCAUUGAAGAGGCUUUUGAGCAGGGAAAAUCGGGUAAGUCCUCGAAGCAAUGUAGAUGUAGAACAAGGAGGGAGAAGCCAAUGCUAGGAGUGUAAACCUAUGCUCUCUGGUCAUCUCAUUUGUUCUAUGUGUGUUUCAUGAUUUUUUUAAUGCAGAAUUUUAAAAAAAUGAAACUUUGGUUACUCAUCUUGUAUAUAUAAAGUUAGAGUGCAUAAAGUUAAAUGUAUGUAAUAUAUAAUAGUUGUAGCUUCUCUAUUGAGAGUGGGAUGCAAUCCCUCACCUCAUACAGAAGAGUGUUUUUUUGUUCUUAAUUUUCAUGGACAAACUUUUGUUGAUUUGAAGUCUCAUUCAUCAAGCAUCAAAGCAUAUGGUACAUGUUUAUAUGAUCCCAUGAUUCUCAUGUUC
Messenger RNA from Cuscuta campestris, 1811 nucleotides. The record is from the annotation of a GenBank genome assembly. Lineage: Eukaryota; Viridiplantae; Streptophyta; Magnoliopsida; Solanales; Convolvulaceae.